Molecule: messenger RNA, 2675 nt
Organism: Mercurialis annua (annual mercury)
Lineage: Eukaryota; Viridiplantae; Streptophyta; Magnoliopsida; Malpighiales; Euphorbiaceae
Exons: 9
Coding region: 269-2347 (692 amino acids)
Biological process (GO): mRNA processing; regulation of mRNA stability
Cellular component (GO): nucleus; cytoplasm
Molecular function (GO): poly(A) binding
Source: RefSeq, a predicted model, not a curated record
AACCAUAACGUAAAAAAAUCAAUUUUCUAUUUUCCCUGCGGAAUCAUAAUCCCCCGGGGUUUUCCAUGAACCCCCGAAAAAACCAAACCCAUAAAUCCUUCCUUCCCGUCACUUUCUCGAGAAAAUAAGAAAAAAACAUCCAUACUUUAGGUUUUCAAAACAAUCAAAUCGAUUUUUUAGGUUUUUCUUCUCCGCAAUUUUUGAUUCAAAAACCGCUGGAAAAUCACCAAUAAACUAGCUAAUUAGGGUUUUAAUUGAUUGAACGAGAAUGGGAAGCGUGGAUCGUAUUGAGGAUCGGUCAUUUAGGGCUGAUUUUACAGGCGACGGAGUUGAUAAGCUGAGGGAGAAAGUGAGAGAUAAGCUUAAAGAAUUUAUGGGCGAUUACACUGAUGAUACACUCGUGGAAUAUGUGAUUGUCUUACUGAGAAAUGGCCGGCGUAAAGAAGAAGCAAGGAACGAAUUGCAUGUAUUUUUGGGAGAUGAUAGUGACUCUUUUGUAGCUUGGCUGUGGGAUCACCUUGCCUCAAAUUUGGAUUUAUAUGUACAGCCUCAAGAUGCGAGUGAUAUAGUCAAAACAAAGUCCAUACGGGGGGACCAGGAUGAAAGAAAUGAAUCCCAUCAUAAUGAUUCUGAAGCUGGAAAAGAAAAGCCUGAUAACUUACCCAGAAGUAGACAUAAAAGAGAAUGGAAAGCUAUGACACGGGAUGCAACUGAACCUCCUCCUCUUCGGAGCUCUGUGGUUGACAAUAUGCAUGUUGAGGAAAGACAUGAUCGCAGAGGAAGUCAUGCAAGAAGAUCUUCAUCCCCUCAGCCUCCUCAACAUAAGAAAAGGAGUCGGCAGGAUGAGCGACAACAAUUGAAGAGGGAUGCUGUUUCUCAUGCAACUAUUAAUGCUCCUCGACGACUACUGCAAUCUGCAGUGCGAGAUGCUGUUGGGACAUUGAGACCAUCUGAUUUAUUAAAAGAUCCCUCAGUGAAGCGUCUUCGUUCUGUUGUCUCUGCAUCUACAAUAGAAUCAUCAUUGCUUGAUCGUCCUAGGAGGAUUCAGUCGGUAGCAAGAGUUCCAAAUCCCAUGGCCACUGUAAUCAAAGCUGUUCAAGCAGCUGCUGCAGAUGUGGUAAAGGUUAAAUCUUCAAGAAAUGUGUUUGACAGACUUGGUAGAAAAAUGGAUAUUUCAGAGACAUCUGAGCAAAUCGGAGAUUUUAGAGAUGAUGUUGUUGAAGAUGAAUUUGAUGUGUAUGAAGAAUUUAACCAAAAUUCAAAUCAGACCCAGCAAACCUAUCCUCAAAGACAUGAUUAUGCUGGACGGGGAAGGAAUAUUGGCUUUCUGGAUAAUGAAACUGGGAUGGCUGCUGAGCCGAUGUCUGACGAUGAAGUUUAUGAUAACGUUGAUGUUAUGGGUGAUAGAAUUAUGGAUUUUUCUGAAACUGGUACAUCUGGUGGAAAUAAGAGGGAGGAUUUACUUAACUUACACUACAAUGACUCCAAAAGGGCUGAUGACAUGCACAUAACUCAAAAUAAGAAUUCGGAUCAACCUCUUUCAGCUGCAAAAGCAGCAGUAAACGUUUCUAUGAAUCUAAAUACCUGGAGACCACCUCAGUAUCAGGAGUCAAGAGGGAUUAUGAAAAUGGGUAAUUGGAAUUCUGUGCAGGAGAAUGAGGCAGAUACCACAAAAUCUGUUGCUCAAGUAAUGAAGGAGAAUAACCACCCUGUCACUGUUAGUAAUGGAAAUGCAAAACCAGUUGCUGAUAUACAGAAAGACUCUCAGAAAACACUGAUAUCUGUUCCUGGUUCUUACACCACUGGCCGCCCAUUAGAGGAUGCUGAUUCUCGAACCAUUUUUGUUAGCAAUGUUCAUUUUGCUGCUACCAAAGACAGUCUUUCUCGGCAUUUUAAUAAGUUUGGCGAUGUUCUUAAAGUUGUUAUAUUGACUGAUGCAGCAACAGGGCAGCCAAAGGGGUCAGCUUAUGUAGAAUUUAUGCGAAAAGAAGCAGCAGACAAUGCGUUAUCUUUUGAUGGUGCCUCCUUUAUGUCACGGAUUCUCAAGGUUGUUAAAAGAAGCCCUGCUAACCAGGAAGCAACUACUAACAUGACAUGGCCCCGUGUUACCCGUGCGACUCCAUUUACUCCUGGUAGGUUUAGCAGAGCUCAUUUUCCUAGAGGUAUUCCUGGGGCAUUUAGGCCUCGCUUUACUAUGAAACCUGGUGCGAGAAGUUUUCAGUGGAAGCGAGAUGCUCCAGCAGAGAGUGCAGCUCCAGUCUCUGGGAGUCUCGCGUCUCCUACUGCUCGCAGUCUCACUUAUGUCCGAACAGAGCCUAAACCUGAUGGGAAUUCAGCGUUGACUUAAUUGCAUCAUAACUUGUUCAGAUUUCAUUGAUGUGUCCCGUUGGUGACUGCAGCAAAUGUUUUGGUAAUGCGGCAGAUAUAAAUCAAACAGUUUUUAAGAGAUAGAUUCUUCUGUAUAUGGUGAAGGAGCAGUUUGCUGAAGGGGUGGAUAUAUAAAGGAGUAGAGUGAUUUUGGGGCAGAUAUUCUUGGUUUUUUUUGGUAAUAGGGUCUGUAUUAACCUAAAUGGGUAGAGACCGAGGGACUCUUUGUUGCUGACCAUUAGAUGGGAAUUUGUGAAUAGCAUGGACGGUACUUGAUUUCUUCUGCUUUAAGGGUUUUAUGUCGUUUC